Molecule: messenger RNA, 781 nt
Organism: Guillardia theta CCMP2712
Lineage: Eukaryota; Cryptophyceae; Pyrenomonadales; Geminigeraceae
Exons: 8
Coding region: 99-548 (149 amino acids)
Source: RefSeq, a predicted model, not a curated record
GUGCAGUCAAACCGCUGAGUUUGUCUUCAGUCCAUGGCUUCAGGACCUCGUUACUCGCCUCUCCUCCUCUGCGACACAGGCAGCAGCCGUCACUGUCCAUGAUCCAUAUCGCCGGGUUGGACCCUGGCACGGCUCCUCCCAACCUCGACGUCCUCUACUUCUCUGGAGUUUUUGUGUGCCUAGUGGCUGCUGGCCUCAUCCAGUUCCAGACGUAUGCGGGAGAUGUGGGACUGGAGAAGUUUCUGCGUCAGGGGCCCGAGGACAAGAACUGGGAGCGGAAGCAGGCGCGGUCGGCCAUGAGCGACAAGCUGAGGAAGAACGAGGAGGCGAAAGGGUCCUGGCUGGCGAGCGUCUUACCGAAGCUCGACUUCGUGGAGGUUUAUGGGCAGGAGAAGCCGGAGAAGGAGGCAAAAGAAGGAGGAGCUGAUAAAAAGGAGGAGGAAGAGAUGAAAGAUAAGCAAGACUCCAUGAUGAAGGCAGUGGAAAGACAGGACUUCCAACAAGUGCAGGAACUCAAGGAGGAGCUGAAAAGGUCGGAGGACAAGUGAAUACAGUUACCAUGCUCGCUUGACUCGAGGCCGAGGACGGGCGCUGCCCUCUGCUGCCGCAAAGAGGAGAGAGACGAUGAUAGGGAUAGCUGCAGAGGAGGAGGAAGAGGAGGAAAUGCGAACGGGGUGGGAUGGAGGAAGGGGAAGAUGAAGGGGAGGAACAGCAAUUGCCCGACUAGAGGAGGCAGACUUUCUUACGGCCGCACAGCGAAGGAUCUCUUCAUGGGCUCCUC